AUGCACUAUAAUUACAGAAGAACGGAAGACCUGACUAGCCGUGACACGGACGACGAUAAAUAUUCUUUGUUAACCGGAACUAGUACAUCUUUCCAAGAUAGCAACGGAAGUACAAUUACAGGCUUGAUUAGGGCCGACUACGAACGCAAUUUUGAAGAUCGAGUUUUAUACGGACAGGGCGGCAGUCGCAAGUUUAGCUAUAAAAAAAGAAAGACUUGCAGCGGAAAUGGAAUAUUUAGUGCUCCUCCUGGCGUCAGUCCCCAUCAUGUUAAAUCGUCAAUUAUCCGUCGCAGUACAAAUGAAUCUCGACUAAUUUUCGUAUGGCCACAAAAACCACCUAGAAGUAGAUUGUUCAGGAUCUUAACUCCUCUUAUGCAUGGUAUCCUCAUUGGAUUUUUAUUUAUGGACGCUAUUCAUCUUUGGCCCGGAGAAUUUUUACCUACAUCGUUGCCUUCUGUAAUGCCCGUUCCUUUACCACCUGUAAAAUGUAAUGUGAUUGAACCACGAUGGUUUGACAAUACAUAG
Molecule: messenger RNA, 525 nt
Organism: Eufriesea mexicana
Lineage: Eukaryota; Metazoa; Arthropoda; Insecta; Hymenoptera; Apidae
Exons: 3
Coding region: 1-525 (174 amino acids)
Source: RefSeq, a predicted model, not a curated record